This is a messenger RNA of Siniperca chuatsi (mandarin fish), 5246 nucleotides long. RefSeq names its product alpha-1,3-mannosyl-glycoprotein 4-beta-N-acetylglucosaminyltransferase B (gene mgat4b). Gene Ontology annotation, biological process: protein N-linked glycosylation. Gene Ontology annotation, cellular component: endoplasmic reticulum; endoplasmic reticulum-Golgi intermediate compartment; Golgi stack. The record is from RefSeq and is a predicted model, not a curated record. Lineage: Eukaryota; Metazoa; Chordata; Actinopteri; Centrarchiformes; Sinipercidae. The coding region runs from base 225 to 1868 and encodes 547 amino acids. The transcript has 16 exons. Gene Ontology annotation, molecular function: acetylglucosaminyltransferase activity.
GGCGCCACUUUAGCCAACCAAAUUCUGCCGUAAACAACCAGGAAGUGUCUCGCUGCUGCUGCUCAGACGGCAACAGCUCCGCCCGCCUCUCCGUCUCCCACCGUCUCUCUCUCUGUGUCUACCUGUCUCUCUGUCUUCCUACCUGCCUCCCCCCCUCCCUCCAUCCCUCCCUCCGUCCCUCUCCUCCCCCCUCUCGGUGCGGACAUGCUCCCGGGGCUCCGGAGAUGAGGCUCCGAAAUGUCUCCUUCCUGACGGUCUUGUUGUUUGGGCUGUGCGGGCUGGUCUCCCUGUCCUGGUACACCGCCUUCAGCAGCUCCAGAGGAGAUGUCGUGGAUAUCUACCAGAGGGAGUUCCUGGCGUUGAGGGAGCGCCUCCACUCGGCUGAGCAGGAGAACCUGCGGCGCUCCAAAGAGCUGAAUCUGGUCCUGGAGGAGAUCAAAAGGGCCAUCGCCGAGAAACAGGCGCUGAGAGACAUCAACCGCACCUGGAGCAGCCUCUCCGAGGAGACGAGGCUGAAGUUGUGGAAUGUGAGCAGCAGUAAAAACGUCCUGCAGCUUCCCUCCAUCUUCCAUCAUCUUCCUCACCUGCUGAACAGAGAGGACAGCCUGCUGCCUGCCGUGCACCUGGGACAGGGACGCACCGGAGUUUCCAUAGUGAUGGGGGUUCCCAGCGUGAAGAGGGAGGUCCACUCCUACCUGACCGACACGCUCAGCUCUCUGAUGUCAGAGCUCAGCGCUGCCGAGAAAGAGGACUGCGUCAUCGUCGUCCUCGUCGCAGAGGCUGACCAACAGUAUGCCAGCAGUGUAGCAGACAACCUGAAGCGCCUUUUUCCAGCAGAGAUCCAGUCGGGUCUGCUGGAGGUCGUCUCUCCGUCCGUCCACUUCUACCCCGACUUCUCUCGUCUCCGAGAGUCCUUCGGAGACCCAAAGGAGAGAGUCAGGUGGAGGACGAAGCAGAACCUGGACUACUGUUUCCUGAUGAUGUACGCUCAGACUAAAGGAACUUACUACGUCCAGCUAGAGGACGACAUAGUCGCUCGUCCGAACUACUUCACCACCAUGAAGAACUUUGCGUUGCAGCAGCCGUCGGAGGAGUGGAUGAUCCUGGAGUUUUCUCAGCUCGGCUUCAUCGGUAAGAUGUUUAAGUCUUUGGACCUGUCGCUCAUCGUGGAGUUCAUGCUGAUGUUCUACAAAGACAAACCCAUCGACUGGCUGCUGGACCAUAUCAUGUGGGUCAAGGUGUGCAAUCCAGAGAAGGAUGCGAAACACUGUGACAGGCAGAAAGCCAACCUGAGGAUUCGGUUUAAGCCGUCCCUCUUCCAGCACGUCGGCACCCACUCCUCUCUGGCUGGAAAAAUACAGAAACUCAAGGAUAAGGACUUUGGGAAACAGACCCUCCAUAAGGGUCACGCCAACCCGUUGGCGGAGGUGACGACCAGCCUGAAGACCUACCAGCACUUCACCCUGGAGAAAGCCUACCUAGGGGAGGACUUCUUCUGGGCCUUCACCCCUGUAGCAGGGGACUUCAUACGGAUACGCUUCUUCACACCUGUCCGCAUUGAGAGGUAUUUCUUUCGGAGCGGAAACAUCGAACAUCCAGGAGACAAACUUUUCAACACAUCAGUGGAGGUUCUUCCCUUCGAUAAUAUCCAGGCAGAGAAAGAGGCCUUGACAGAAGGGAGGGAGAAAACGCCAAAGUACCAUCGGACAGAAGACGGAUUCAUCAGAAUAGGAACCUUCCAGAACGGGAUCGCAGAGGGGGAGGUGGACCCCACCUUCGGGCCCCUGGAGGCCAUGCGUCUCUCAGUGAUGACGGACUCGCCGGUCUGGGUGAUCCUCAGCGAGAUCUUCAUAAAGAAAGCAGAGUGAAGCUCCUCUCCCCCUCAGCGAUACCUCGGCACCUCCGAGCGUUCAGCCGAGCUGACCGGAGGCUCGUCAGCUGCCGUCCUGCUCUAGUCCCGCUCACCAGAUCCCCACCGCGGCGCAGCAGCGCCGCCGUCUGGCCGGACCUCGCCGCUGCAGGGCUGAACAGAUCAGAGACUGAGAACACAUCACACAGACGGACCGCUGAUAACAGGCUGAGUGGGAGAACCUGUCUGACCCGACAUGCAAAAAGAGAGUUUCCUCUCAGAUGAUGCUGUAAUUAGUCCUGAGUCUGUAUUUAUGUGUACAUACAGUAAGUAAAUGUUGAAAACACUGGUAACCGUGGAGGCGGCGGCGGCGGCGAGAGCGCCGCGCACCACUUCUGAUGAUGAAACCGCUGCUUCAGACUCAAAGGCCUCUUUCUUUCUGCAGAUGGUCGGUCCGGACCUUUCUACCAACACUACCCCACCAGUAUACCCCCACAGUAACCAUGUAUGUGCAUAUAUGCAUAGCGAUGUACACACGAUCAUAGGAAUGCCCUCUCAGUGUGUUGAUAUGUGUCUGUAGUUGCUGCUCGGGGUUCAGACCUUUUCCCUCCAUCGGUGAGCGAUUUGCCUUAAAGAAGACGAAGAGCAGACUUACUUCAAACAGAAACGAGUCCCAGACUGAAACAUGUAGCGACAACAAAUACCCAGAAUCCUUUGCUGCGACCUUCUCACAUCUUUGUGGCUUGAAACUACUGACGAUGACAGCUGAUAUUUUGUUUAUUUUAAGUUAACUGAGGCCUUCUCACUGACGACCGCUGUUCUGCUUUACAGUGCUCUAAUGUACUCUACAGUACUCUACAGUACUCUAAUGUACUUUACAGUACUCUACAGUACUCUAAGGUACUCUAACGUACUCUACAGUACUCUACAGUACCCUAAGGUACUCUAACGUACUCUACAGUACUCUAACAUACUUUACAGUACUCUACAGUACUCUAAGGUACUCUAAUGUACUUUACAGUACUCUAACGUACUCUACAGUACUCUACAGUACUCUAAGGUACUCUACAGUACUCUACAGUACUUUACAGUGCUCUAAUGUACUCUAAGGUACUUUACAGUACUCUACAGUACUCUAAUGUACUCUAAGGUACUUUACAGUGCUCUAAUGUACUCUACAGUACUCUAAGGUACUCUAAUGUACUCUACAGUACUCUAAUGUACUCUAAGGUACUUUACAGUGCUCUAACGUACUCUAACGUACUCUACAGUACUUUACAGUACUCUACAGUACUCUACAGUACUCUACAGUACUUUACAGUACUCUAAGGUACUCGAAUGUACUCUACAGUACUCUAAUGUACUCUAAGGUACUUUACAGUACUUUACAGUGCUCUAAUGUACUCUACAGUGCUCUAAUGUACUCUACAGUACUCUAAGGUACUCUGAUGUACUUUACAGUGCUCUAAUGUACUCUACAGUGCUCUAACGUACUCUAAUGUACUCUAAGGUACUUUACAGUACUCUAAUGUACUUUACAGUGCUCUAAUGUACUCUACAGUACUCUACAGUACUCUAAGGUACUCUACAGUACUUUACAGUACUCUAACGUACUCUAGUUUCCUCUGCUGUGCUCUAUUGUACUUUACUGUACUGUAGUUUUCCAGUCCAGUGCAAAAAUGAAGAUUCACAGUUUUUCUUUUCUUUCAGUCUGUCAUUGACACGCCUUUGGUAAUAAAUAGUAUAAAUUAUAAAAUUCUUCCAAUAAUUUAAUUUUCGUUUCCCUGUGAAGACGCAGACUAUGUCUUCAUGUUGGCUUUCGUGUCAAGAGGAGAGAAGUUUUGAUAAAUUGUUCCCUCAAAUCAUUGAUGUUGUUUCCUUCAGUCCACGUCUCCUUGUGUUCCCUCACAUCUAAUUUUGGCCAUUUUCAUACAGUUUUUGUUCCCUCGCUUCAGUAAUUUGUGCCCUCAAAUGAUCAAAAUAAUUCCUUCAAAAUUCCAAACGAGGAGUUGUCUCCUUCAGGCCACGUGUCCUCGUCGCCCCCACACUCUCACUGUGGACCGAAGGGAUUUAAUCCACUUUGAUCCGGAUCUUAGAUUGCAUGUAUGUGAACGUAUAUCCACAUGCUUUACUGUGCUUCUGGUCUGUCACUAAACAGUGAUUUUUAUUUGAACCUUUCCUGUUUCAACACGACACAAAGCAGCUACAUGAGGAAAUGUUUUGUUUUUUUUUUCCCAGUUUUGGUGUGGAAGACGUUGACUUGUCUUGCACAGAGUCCUGACCUCAACCCCAUCCAACAGGAGCCAGACCUGAUCCUGGUGCUCUGGAGUCUGAAUGGGAGCAAAUCCCUGCAGCAGGUUCAACUGGAAGGACUGAAACCGGCAGAGUGGAGGCUGAACACGGAGUCAGUCACGCGUGGCUGCAACGUUCAGCUGUCCGCAUACUUUUGGCCUUCACAUUACUUCUUGUAGGUUUUGGCUGUUAAACACAAUGUUGAGCUUUUGUGUUUGAUAUUGAUUAAACCAUAAAAGUCUGGACUUAGUGAAAAGACACCCAGACGUCUCUUGGUUGAUUUAGUUUUUUCAACUUUAAGACUUUUUCGACUCUGUUGAAAGAGCGAAUUUAUUAUAUUUUUCGGUUAUAGUGCGUUUACAUUCGCACAAGUAUCCCUUUUUAUGAUCAGGUUUUUGGAGUAUCCUGGUUAUGUGAUGCGUAUGUAAACAUCCUGGUGUCAACACCUGAUCCUGGUUUCUUUCCUGUUGGCUGAGACGGUGAGAAAUCAAGAGACACCUGCAGGCAGAUGAUCAGAAACCUGCAUACUGUUACGAUCGUGUGAACAGGGAGGUGAAUAACCAGGUUUCAUAUCCCGAAUAAGAUCAAAACCAGGAUACUAGUGCGCAUAUAAACGUGCAGGAAGGACCUGCUUCAAAUAGAAAAAUAGUAAGUUAAAUGCUGUUGAAACAACAAAACAACGGUUUUAAUGUGACUUUCACGUCUUAAAAAGAUUCACUUUUCAACCAAAUUCGGCCCACAAAUUUAAAAUCAACAACUCCAUUGUUAUUCAAACCAAUUAUUAUUAUUAUAAGUACUAAUUUAAGGGAGCGAUUUUAGCAAAACCUUUCCUCCGACACUUCCCAGACUCCUUAAGAUCACAGCUUCUGUCAGAACUGGACUUCAGAUGGAGAACAGACAACAGAACUUGAGUUUUUCAGAUCUGAAGUGAACUGAGCGUCUUCAAGCUUCAGGAAACAUCCCGACUUUUCUUUGUAAGAUGCACUGGAAUGCAUUGCUAUAAUCUCGUGUUUUGUCUUUUUGUAUCCUUUAGAUAAACUCUAUUUAAAUGAUCGGAAACUUCUAUCCAAUGUGUGAAUUGUAAUAAAGACAGAAAUUUAAAUGA